Molecule: messenger RNA, 528 nt
Organism: Verticillium nonalfalfae
Lineage: Eukaryota; Fungi; Ascomycota; Sordariomycetes; Glomerellales; Plectosphaerellaceae
Exons: 1
Coding region: 1-528 (175 amino acids)
Source: RefSeq, a predicted model, not a curated record
AUGCAGAUUCUCACAGACGAAUGGCUCGAAGCGGCUCAAGCGGAAAAGCUGGCGACUCUGACCGAGACGGAGAUGAUCACAUCCGCCAUGCCCGAAGAGGCUCAAGCGGAGAAGCUGGCGAUUCCGACCGAGACGAAGAAUCCCGGGCCCAAAGAGACCCGCCAGGAAUUGUCGACGACCGUCGCUGAGACGGAGGCCCCGUCACACGAAGGCCCUGCGGCCCCAACGCGGACCAAGCGAGCCAAGGAACACGUCAAGACGCUCGCCCACAGGGCCAUGUCCAUGGUGAGCAUGCGGUCCAGCGCGCAACACGAGAAGCAACCGGCCAAGACGGGAGGAGGCCUGCAGGCGAUGGAGGCGGGAGGACAGAUGGAGUCCAAGGCCAAGGUGCCAGAGCGAGUCUCCAGUCUUGCCACUGGGCAGCCCGCAGGCGAAAGAAAGGCAUCGGGUCUUGUGGGCAGGAUGCGUGUGGCAUCGAGCGAGCUGCACAAGCUUGCGGACCGAACCAAGUCUGUCAUGAAGAAGUGA